GGCGGCGCGGCCGGCCGCGCCUGCGCCGCGCGGUGCACGCCGGGCGCCGCUUCCCGCCGUGACGCUGCAGAUCCGCCCGGCCCCGGCCCCGGCAGUGCGGCCCCGGCCCCGGCAGCGCGGCGCCGCCGCCAUGGUGGGCGUGAAGGUGAUCGCCAACGACGGCGAGUUCCAGCCCGAGCUCAGCGCCGCCGGCUCCCGCCUGGCCGUGGUCAAGUUCACCAUGCGCGGAUGUGGCCCUUGCUUGAGGAUAGCUCCAGCUUUCAACGCUCUGAGUAACAAAUACCCCCAGGCAACGUUCCUGGAGGUGGAUGUGCACCAAUGCCAGGGAACAGCUGCUACCAACAACAUCUCUGCAACCCCCACGUUCCUGUUCUUCCGGAACAAAGUGAGGAUUGACCAGUAUCAAGGAGCAGACGCUGUUGGGUUAGAAGAGAAGAUUAAACAGCACCUGGAGAACGAUCCCGGGAACAGCGAGGACACGGAUAUUCCCAAAGGAUAUAUGGAUUUGAUGCCGUUCAUCAACAAAGCCGGCUGCGAGUGUCUCAACGAGAGCGACGAGCACGGCUUUGAGAGCUGCUUGCGCAAGGACUCGUCCUACCUGGAGUCGGACUGCGACGAGCAGCUGCUUAUUACUGUAGCUUUUAGUCAACCUGUCAAACUCUACUCUAUGAAACUGCAGGGGCCAGAUAACGGGCAAGGUCCAAAAUACAUCAAAAUCUUCAUCAACCUCCCUCGCUCCAUGGAUUUUGAGGAGGCGGAACGAAGCGAACCCACCCAAGCCCUGGAGCUGACCCCGGAUGACAUCAAGGAAGAUGGGAUUAUCCAGCUUCGCUAUGUCAAGUUUCAGAAUGUCAACAGUGUCACUUUGUUUGUCCAAUCCAAUCAUGGAGAUGAGGAGACAACAAGAAUCACCUACUUCACGUUCAUUGGAACUCCAGUCCAAGCCACAAACAUGAACGACUUCAAACGAGUAGUGGGCAAAAAAGGAGAGAGCCACUAAGCUGCACAAAGCCACUGGAAAGGCCUUACAGCAGUCCAAGAGAUCUUCACUUUCCUCUCCACCUCCUGGAGAACUGCUUGACCAGAACCAGAGACUGUCACUGGGGUUCAGUUACUGCCAUUCCCAAAUAAAUCCUUGCUUUUUUUGUUCAGCUGGAAUUCCUGUAGCGUGUUCCUGGUGUAAUCCUUCCUUCCGUGUACUUGUAAAUAAAAUCCAUGACUUUUGCCAAGGUGAA
Strigops habroptila (Kakapo) is the source of this 1235-nucleotide messenger RNA. It is a transcript of the gene TXNL1, whose product is annotated as thioredoxin like 1. Bases 131 to 1000 code for a protein of 289 amino acids. The transcript is spliced from 8 exons. The record is from RefSeq and is a predicted model, not a curated record. Lineage: Eukaryota; Metazoa; Chordata; Aves; Psittaciformes; Psittacidae.